This is a messenger RNA of Triticum aestivum (bread wheat), 1259 nucleotides long. RefSeq lists its product as uncharacterized. Lineage: Eukaryota; Viridiplantae; Streptophyta; Magnoliopsida; Poales; Poaceae. The transcript has 4 exons. The record is from RefSeq and is a predicted model, not a curated record. Bases 103 to 468 code for a protein of 121 amino acids.
UCUUUCCCCCACCACCGCUCCUCCCAAUCCCGCCGCUGCCAAUGCCUCCUCUGCCCCCAAACGACGGUGAUUCCACCCGCGUCCUCCUCUGUCUCUCUGCACAUGUCGCCGCUUCACGCCUCCUCCUCUCCCUCCUCCCCACACUCACGGUCGCCUCUCCCGAUAGAUCUGGUGCCAGGGUUCGUGGCGCCGGCGGACGGGGGAGCGGAGACGUGCCGGGGGAGGAGUCGAUGCGUGCAUGGUGGGCGGAGGGGAGGAUGGGGAAUCCGUGUGGCGGCCUCGACGAGCAGAUCGAGCAGCUCCUGCAGUGCAAGCCCCUCGUCGAGCACGAGGUUCGGCCUUCCUAAGAUUUCUUUCAAGCUCCGCCACUAUGGAAGGCUUGCUUUUAGUUCAGCGAUUGCCAGGGGAUCCAAUAUCUGGCCUCCAUUGCACGAAAAGAAAUUGUUUGAGAGCAUCGUGUUGUGGUAGAACUUUGUGCUUCAUCAGUCAUACAAAGAGCAUGGGAAAAGCUGGUGCAGGUAGUGUCAUUAUAAACAUGAUACUUCCCAUGGAGUUCCUCUCCUCUUAACUUCUUAGGAUCAAAUUGGUUACCUAUAACUACUUACCUAUAACCCUGGUACCUACAAACUCCCGUCUGUUCUAUUUUAGACCAACUCUGUUUUUCUGCUAGUCAAAUAGACCGUAAUACUAGUACCAUUGUGUAGCUAGAUAGAUCAUUGUUGGUUCUGAUGCUUAUUUAUUGACACACCAAGUGUUGUUACAGCCGAUGAUUACUAGUACUACAACAAUAAUACAUCUUCAACCAAGAGUUAAACUGAAAUGACCUGACAGUAAAGGGUACAAUGUUGGUAAUACAUCUGUUGUUGCUGAUGUCUUCUUGCUUGCUUGCGAAUGACCUGGGAAUUAUUUCUACUUGGUGCACAGCCCUUGCUUGUUGAAAUUUGCCUCAAAAGCUUGUAUUCAGAAUCUAUAAUAAGAUUUGGUACUGCCUUGGAAUUCCUUAUCUCCUUUCACUUGUGGUCAUGCCUAGAACUGUAUCCUUCUUAAGCUGGGUUUUCCCCAAUUUCUAGGAUUGGCCUGUUUGGUACUGCUUGUAAUUCAUAUAUACUAUGCUGCUGCUAUAUGCUUUUGUUUCUGCUAUUGUUACUUAGUGCUUUGCUCCAGGCUCUUUGUGAGUUCCUAGUAGUGGUCUUGGUUCAUUGUUUAAUUCCACAAUUUGUGAGUUCCUAGUAGUGGUCUUGGUUAAUUGUUUAAUUCCA